Molecule: messenger RNA, 1829 nt
Organism: Misgurnus anguillicaudatus (oriental weatherfish)
Lineage: Eukaryota; Metazoa; Chordata; Actinopteri; Cypriniformes; Cobitidae
Gene: gipc3
Product: GIPC PDZ domain containing family, member 3
Molecular function (GO): protein binding
Source: RefSeq, a predicted model, not a curated record
UCUGCCAGUUCUGUAGCCAGAUGGUCAACACGUCCUCGACUCUGUCACCUCACUUCAGGUGCCGGGUCGGUGUGAUGUGUCGGUUCUUUGAAGAGCCCUGUUCAGGUCUCCAGUGUCACCCAUAAGAUCUCCAGCUCAGGUGGUUUUGGGUUUCCACCAAGCAGCGCCCAAAAUCGCUCAGCUGUUCAGCGUUGCUCGGCUACCCUCAUCUUUAAUUUACCUGGCCAGACUGAACUACAGGCGCCCGCAUACGCCUCAGUCUUCAACAUGCAGCAGGAGUCCGAGAAGACGACGUAUGACCGGGAGCCCAACGGAGAGGCCAUGAGUCCGGAUGUACGGGACGCUAAAGGUUCGGUGGGAGAUGAGGAGAACCAGGGAGUGGCCCCAUCAGCGCCACCGCUAUCCCAGGAAGAUCUGCCAUCCGGGCCUCCUCCGUGUCCAAGAGCGAAGUUGGUGUUUCACACGCAGUUGGCUCACGGGAGCCCGACGGCCCGCAUUCAUGGGUUCACCAAUGUGAAGGAACUAUACGCCAAGAUUGCAGAGGUCUUCAACAUCUCAGCAUCUGAGAUCCUUUUCUGCACCUUGAAUUCCCAUAAAGUUGACAUGCAGAAGCUUUUAGGAGGUCAGAUCGGCCUGGAUGACUUCAUAUUUGCCCACGUGAGAGGUGAAACUAAAGAGGUCGAGGUCAUUAAGACAGAGGAUGCACUUGGCCUGACCAUCACAGACAAUGGGGCGGGAUAUGCUUUCAUUAAAAGGAUAAAGGAAGGCAGCACCAUUGACAGAAUAAAAUCGGUGUGUGUUGGCGAUCACAUUGAGGCCGUCAAUGACCAAAGCAUUGUGGGAUGUCGGCAUUAUGAAGUUGCAAAAAUGCUGAAGGAGCAGACGAGAGGAAAUCCAUUCACGCUGCGUCUGGUGGAGCCUAAAAAAGCCUUUGACAUGAUAGGCCAGAGAACGAGAGCGCCCAAGUCCAGCGAGGGCAAAAUGGUGAGCGGGAAGGAGACCCUUCGGCUACGAUCCAAAGGAGCAGCGACGCUUCAGGAAAUGCCCAACGAGUUUGAAGACAAGGCCAUCAGGAAGGUGGAUGAACUUUUGGAGAGCUACAUGGGAAUCCGGGACCAGGAGCUCGCGACCACCAUAGUGGAAGCUGGAAGGGACAAAAACAACCCGGACGAUUUUGCAGAGGCGCUCGACUCCGUUCUGGGAGACUUCGGCUUUCCCGACGUCUUUCUGUUUGAAGUGUGGGGCGCUCUUGGAGACGUUAAGAACGGACGGAUUUAGAGUGUAUCUGAUCGUUACGGAUGAUUUGUGACCUCUGUCGACUAUCUUCAUACACAAACCUCCCGAUUCCCGUACUGAUCCUGAGGAAUGGAAAAUGUCAAGGUAUUCCGGCUGAACGCUUCAGAUCAAACGAUCCUGCACAUUUUCUUACGUUUAAACCUUUAAUCAUGUAUGUGUUUAUCACAACAAAUUUGACUUGAAGUAUUACGAUGUUUUUGACUAUAUAGUAGGGAUGUAGGUUAUACAUUAGUUGUCUUUGCUUUUAAAAGGAAUUUUGUUUCAUGAAUAGAUACAUACAGAUGUUGCAAGCAAUACAAAAUGAAUGAUCUUUAAGAUUAAUGAUAGUUCUUGUGACAUAAACGAUUUGUGUAAAUAUAAAUCAUCAAAUCCGGACACAUGUGAAUACUUGUAAUGCUUAUAAACCUUAAAAAAAGAAGUGGACAUACAGUAGCACUGCGUAGUACAUUUCUUGUUUCACAUUUACAUGUUUUACUUUUAAGAUGAUCUGAUGUGACAUUUUAAUGUAUGUACAAAUAAAAAAAGCUGUAACA